Molecule: messenger RNA, 1086 nt
Organism: Mesorhabditis spiculigera
Lineage: Eukaryota; Metazoa; Nematoda; Chromadorea; Rhabditida; Rhabditidae
Source: the annotation of a GenBank genome assembly
AUGCUCCGACUACCGUAUGCCCUCCUCGCCCUCCCGGCCUUGGCGAUGGCCAUGCAGAACAGCUUCAUGCCGAUGAUGGCACCGGAGUUGAACGCACUGGAGAUUGCUGGGGAUUGCACGGUUACGGGCACCCAACUGUUUGCCAACGAGCUGUACGUUCGAGAACUGACGACAGCCGAACAGAGUGAGGUCACGGAAUAUCAGACGGAAUUGACGACAUACCGGACGCAAAUGAAGUCGCUCUCCCAGCAGCUCCAGAACCUGACGCAAAGCCGUUUUGCUUCUGCUGCGUCUGCCACUACCGUAGCCGGAACCAGCGGAAAGAAGGGGAAGAACAACAAGAAGGGAGGCAAGGGUGGAAAUGGAAGAUUUGUGGCUGUAACCCCCAGCGCAGCCGAAGAGGCUCUGAUGCAGCAGAUGCGAAACCUGACCCGCCCCUCCAGGCCGUCAUUCUGUAAUGGAACCGACACCGUGCUGUACAUCUUCCCGGGAUGCGCCGUUCAGAACAACCAGGUGUACAUCAACGGAAUCUGGGUUCGCAACCUGACCAGUGAGGAGCAGACGACAAUGGCUACGUUCGUCACCGAAUACAACGCCUUCCAGCAAUGGGAGAUCAACCAGAUCAAGAGCAUGACCCAGGGAGGCCAAGGAGGCCAGGGAAGCUGGACGGGAGGCCGUGGCGGAAAUAAUCUCUUAUUCCUCGUCUUCAUCCACCUCUCGACCGCCCAAUACUACUCGCCCUGGUCGUAUGGUUAUGGAGGCACGUACUGUCCCUGGUUGUGGGGCGGAACCGGUGCAUUGGGUGGCUACGGCGGACUUGGCGGUUACGGCGGCCUGGGCUCGCUGUACGGCCGCGGAAUGUACAAUCCGUACUCGAGUAUGGGGUUGUAUGGCGGGCAAUACGGAAUGUACGGUAACCCGAUGCUCGGCUACGGAAUCCUACGGAGUCCGGAAAAGCCGGGAAAAACGGCCAUCUACCCGCUGAGUGAAAAAGAGGAUAAGGAGCUCGCAAAGCUUUACGCCCAAAAACUGGAAGAAAGGGAUUUCUUGAAGAAAAGCACAUCUACCUUCCUCCCCACCCGGCAA